AUGGAUACUCCCAGCCAUGCCUUCUUGCCCGCUUUCCGCCUAUUCUGGGACCAAAGCCCUGGCCCCGACGAGCACGUUGAAGAUUUCAUCCCAGACCAUGACACCCCAAUCCCGAUCCACCGACUGCUUGAAACGAUGGAGGUAACGAGGCGUGGACCGGUUUCGCCGCACCUGACUCCAAAUUCGAUCGUCAGCUACGGCAGCGGAUCGCGUCCGACCUCUUCGUUGAGCAACCAUUCCGAUGUGUGGAGGGAAAGGGCGCCAAAGCCGCUGGCUUCCCGUAGGGCCAACAACUUUCGGGCGGCUCGUGAACUGCUCGGACGCGUGCUGGUCAGCACCCAUGUCAACUGUGAGCGUCUGACUUCCAAAGAGUUCGCCAACUACAUCGUCCAUCAUGUCAUCUCCGUGCCAUUCCUCGAAUACGUAGAACAUCCUCUCCUUCUCUCAAGAGAAAUAUGCUUCGCAUGUGACCGAGAAGUGCCUCCAACAUGCUCGCCGCCGUACCUGCUCAUGAUGGCUGAAGAGAUCUUCGAGGGCUACCAACCGCACCCCGAGACGAACGAAAAAUUCGGUUCUCAUGCUCGCUCUGACUUUUUGAUGCUACGA
Mesorhabditis spiculigera is the source of this 606-nucleotide messenger RNA. Lineage: Eukaryota; Metazoa; Nematoda; Chromadorea; Rhabditida; Rhabditidae. The record is from the annotation of a GenBank genome assembly.